GCCAUCAUUCCUGCUGGGGUGGCACCAGCAAACCCCACAGGGUAGCGCCACCUCCCUCGCCAAACGGGCGGGGAAAAACCGUGAAGAGAAGUCACAAAAAGGGAAAGGGGAGGGCUGGGCCCCUGAGGGAAGGAGGCGUUCCCGCGCUGCCCGUCCCUCCCUCAGCCCGGCCGCCAUUUCGGGAGCGCUGCGCGGGAGCACGGCGCCCCCUGGCGGCCCCUCGGCCCGGCCCGGCCGCCAUGAAAUCCGUGUUCGUCACCGUGGGCACCACCAGCUUCGACGAGCUGAUCGCCACCGCCCGCUCCCCGCCCGCGCUGCAGGCGCUGCACAGCCGCGGCUACCACAGGCUGGUGCUGCAGGUGGGCCGGGGAUCGCUGCCGCAGCCCAGCAGCAGCUCGGCCGUGGCGGUGGAAGUGUUCCGCUUCAAGGAUUCCCUGGCUGAGGAGCUGCAGAGCGCUGACCUGGUCAUCAGCCACGCAGGUGCUGGUAGCUGCCUGGAGACUCUAGAGAAAGGAAAACCAUUAAUAGUAGUAAUAAAUGACAAGCUGAUGGACAACCAUCAGCUGGAACUUGCCAAACAGCUCCACAGAGAUGGUUAUGUCCUUUACUGUAACUGCAGCACUCUUGUGGAGACACUGCAGUCGAUGGACUUGUCAGCUUUGAAACCUUUUCCUCCUGGACAGCCAGAAAAGUUUGCUUCAUUCUUGGAUAAAGUUCUUGGGUUGCAAUAAACAAAACAGAGAAAUAAAACGUUGUAAUAAAAUAUCUCAUCUCCUACACUUAA
Oenanthe melanoleuca is the source of this 784-nucleotide messenger RNA. Its product is annotated as UDP-N-acetylglucosamine transferase subunit ALG13 homolog. The record is from RefSeq and is a predicted model, not a curated record. Gene Ontology annotation, molecular function: hexosyltransferase activity. Gene Ontology annotation, biological process: dolichol-linked oligosaccharide biosynthetic process. The coding region runs from base 240 to 731 and encodes 163 amino acids. The transcript is spliced from 4 exons. NCBI's taxonomy places the organism in Eukaryota, Metazoa, Chordata, Aves, Passeriformes, Muscicapidae.